Messenger RNA from Salvia miltiorrhiza (redroot sage), 2315 nucleotides. RefSeq lists its product as uncharacterized. NCBI's taxonomy places the organism in Eukaryota, Viridiplantae, Streptophyta, Magnoliopsida, Lamiales, Lamiaceae. The record is from RefSeq and is a predicted model, not a curated record. The transcript has 3 exons. Bases 183 to 2192 code for a protein of 669 amino acids.
AUUCCUUUGAGCAUCGGAGACAUACCAACACUUUGAUCAAUUGAGUUGGAAGAUUGUAGGGCUACUGUGGUGGAUUUAGCUCGAAGAAUAGUAGAGGAACAAUUGGAACUCAGGAAUGAAGGCCCUCAACUUCACGUUCAUAAGUAAUUACAUAAAGAAUUUGUGAGCAUAGAGAUUCAGCCAUGGAGAAGAAGGUUAUCAACCGUUUCUACCAUGAACAUCCUUUGAUUCUCACAGAAAAUGUGAGUAAGGAAGAGCCUCCAAAUUGUUAUGGGUGUGGUAAUCUGGUAACGAAUUUGGAGUUGGCAUAUGUUUGCGCGGUGCAACAUUGUUUGGAUAGGAUUAUCCUCCACAAGAAAUGUGGAGAAUUACCUAGUGAAAUAUGGCACCCUAAACACCCUCAACAUCCUAUUUCCUUAUUUGAUUACCACAAUUACUUGGUUAGUCCUUGGUGUGAUCUUUGCUUGCGCGAUCUUGGUAGGGUUCUUUCGUACAGAUGUUCUAGUUGUGAUUUUGACAUCGACAUAACAUGCCCAAUAAUAAUCAUAGAUGCCAUAUUAGAAGAGAGAAGAGAGUUACAACACCCAAGUCACCCUAAUCACCCUUUGACACUGAUGAGAAAGCCCCCGUUGCCAUUUUGUUGUGAUGGUUGUGGCGUUGAAGAUGUGGACAUGGCGUAUAUAUGCAGCAUAUGUGAGUUUUGGAUUCACAAGAGUUGUGCAUCGUUGCCUCUCGUUCUCCCCAUAAAUCUCCAAUACCAUCACCAUCCUCUUUCUCUUGCCUUCACUUUUCCGGUGGAACAUCACAGAUACAUAUACAAUUGUGAUGUCUGUCUCAAAAGAUUAGGCAAAACAUGUUGGGUGUAUUUUUGCGGUGUUUGCAGAUUCUUUGCGCAUAUCAGGUGUGUUGCAUCCACGAACGUGAAGCCAGAGAGAGACUCAAAGUACUUAGAUGGCGAUGAUAAUGAUGGUAAUUCCAGUGUUAUUGAGUUCCCUCUAUAUGCGCAUGACAUAUCCAAAGAGCUGCUCACACCUUUUGUGAUGAGAGAGAAAGGUAUUAACAAAAUCCCAGAUGUAAAAGACAUGCCAAAAACAGUGAAUAUGGAGGAAACCUAUGCAAGUUUUUCAUUUUUAUUCAAUUAUCACAAGCAUCCUUUGAGUUUGGUUUUAGAGCCCCAGGAAGAAGAAGAAGAUGAUUCCAACAAAAUCGAGGGUGAAAAAGAGGAAGAGGAAGAUGAAGAUGAAGCAGAAAAUGAUGGUGAAGUGAAGAUAUGCGACGUGUGCGUAACACCCAUAUCUUCUCCUCCAUAUUAUGAGUGCUCUGUUGCUGCUGCUACUGCUUGCAAAUACUUUGUCCACUCCAUUUGCUACUUCUUACCCAACACUUUAUCAUCAUCUUCUUCUUUUUCUCGGAAUUUAUAUGGUGACUGCCCAGAAACAAAUGAUAAAAACCAUAGAUUCACACUCUAUACAAGCUCAGCAUUCACGGAUAUGGACUUUAGUCUCUUCACGUGUGAGCUUUGUAACAUCAGCACAAAUGGACGGGUGUAUGAGUGUGAAGGGUGCAAGAUGAAGAUCGAUGUCAAGUGUGCGUCUCUACCGAAAACUAUCAGACAUGAAUCUCACCCUCAUCAUCACAAACCACUAAUCUUAACUAGAAUAUCAUCAGGUGGCAAAACCAAGAAGUGCGGCUGUGGAAGAAUACUUUCCAAUUGUACUGCCUAUUGCUGCAGCAGCAGCGAUGACUGUGAUUUUGCGCUGGAACUGAAAUGUGCUAUGCUGCCCAAGAGCAUAAGAAAGCAUGAGUGGGACACUACCCAUUCAUUGCGGCUCACAUUUGAUGCCUCUCUCGACCAUCCCUCCGAUUUCUUCUGUGAUUUUUGUGAAGAAGAAUUGCAUCCCAAGAAGUGGAUGUAUCACUGUCGCCAAUGCGAUCUUUCUUUCCACCUCUUUUGCCUCAGAAGUGCAUCUGGUUGGUACAGAAACAUCAAAUUUGGGCGCCGAUUUGUGUUGGAGGGUAUUCACCCUAACCACCCUCUCACAUUCAAUUGUGUCACAAUCAAGAGAAGAUGUAAUAUUUGUGAUAUGGAUGAGUAUAACUAUGGUGGAUUGGAAUGUGCAUCAUGUAACUAUCUUGUGUGCUUAACUUGUGCUAGGAGAGAGUUAGUUAAAAAACAUGUAAAUUUCAGGUGAUGUGUAGUUGGAGAGAAUCUAACCUGUGGGCCAUUUAUUGGAUAAGGCGGCAAAGGACUACAGUUGAAUGAUGAGUCUCAGAUUCUGUUGUUUAUUUAUAAAAAUUUGUUCAGUUUCGAUGAA